Messenger RNA from Periconia digitata, 1365 nucleotides. Lineage: Eukaryota; Fungi; Ascomycota; Dothideomycetes; Pleosporales; Periconiaceae. The record is from the annotation of a GenBank genome assembly.
UGCAGUUGUAGUAAUUCAGGAGUUGUUACACGCACACAUGAACUAGUAUAUACACAUUUUUUUCCCUUCGUUUUGAAAAGUGGUUUUGAAGACCUCUCUGUACCAAAGUUUCUGGCUCUUAGACUACACGAGGAAGGGCGUAGACUAGCUCCCCCGCUCCCCACAAUGAUGAUGCAACCAAUUACGCCGAGGAGUUCCGCGCAGUCACAGAAGAGCUUCAACUUGACGAGACUUACUAGAUUACUCAAUUGCUUCUUAGUUCCAACCAGCAAGGCGCGCGUUGCUUGCUCCAAUUAUCUGUCGCAAAACGAUACCAUCUAAAUAUUUCCGUGGGUUCCAGAGUUCUAGUUCUUUCGGCCCCUCCUACUACCCUUAGUCAAGUCUCAGACAACUGGAGCUUAUUUACAUAAGAACGCGGAAUUACCAGCGUCUUCAAUACUAAUCCCCUCUUGUAUAAGAACGCACCAGCGCCCUUCUUCAAUUGCAUUCUCCCACAUCAAACAACCUCAAAACAGCACAUAGAUCAAUCUUUUCAAUAAAUCCCACCCCACCACCUCUACAAUGGCCAGCGCGACAAAGAAAGCCCGGACUACCCCUCCCUACGAACUCAUCUACUGGCCGUCCAUUCCAGGCCGCGGUGAGUUCGUUCGACUCGUACUAGAAGCCACUGGGACGUCAUACACGGACGUAGGAAACGCUUCCGAAGACGGCAUUCAAGCCGUACUCGCGCUGAAAGACGAAAAUGCCACCACAAGCGGAGAGGGAAACCCGCCUGCGUUCGCGCCACCUGCAUUGAAAGUGCCUGGCGAAGGUAAAGACGGGAAGGCAUUGGUGAUAUAUCAGACUCCUAGCAUACUUGCAUACCUCGGUGAAAAGCUCGAUCUGGCUGGCACCGAUGAAGCUGAGAAACACUAUGUUCUGUCGCACGCACUGACGGCCCUGGACCUCAAUAACGAGGCGCACGAUACCCACCACCCAAUUGCCCCACAUCUUUACUAUGAAGACCAGAAGGAUGAGUCUCUGCGCAAAGCUCAAGCCUUUCGCGAAUCCCGCUUGCCCAAGUUCUUCGGCUUCUUCGAGCGUGUGUUGAAGGGGAACGAGGGCGAGGGAAACGGCAAAUACCUGGUGGGUAAGAAGCUGAGUUAUGCGGAUACAACGGUGUGGCAGGUGUUGGAUGGACUUAAGUUUGCAUUCCCCAAGGAGCUGGCGGCGAUCGAGAAAGAUUACCCGACAUUGUUCGGCAGCUUCUACACUGGAAUCAAGGAUGAGGGUGGACUGAAGGACUAUCUGGCGAGUAAGCGUCGGCUCCCAUACAGCGAGGGUGUUUUCAGACACUAUCCAGAGCUGGACCGACAGUAGGUAAAU